UCCGCCCCUCCAUGUGUUGAGUCCGGCGGGAUAAGGGCAACUCGUCUCCUCCUGCAGCCGAUCAGCUGGACUUCUUCCCAGGGACACAGAAGCAGCACGAAGCCGGAGGGAGGGAGGGGGACGCAGGCAGAGAGUCUCCCGGACAGACCCGACCACAUCCAGGCAGAGCACGGGGUGUCCACCGCACCAUGUCCUUCAGCCCGAAGCACUCCACCCCCUUCUCAGUCAGCGACAUUUUGAGCCCGAUGGAGGACAGCUACCGGAGGUUUGGAGGUAUGGAAGCCGCAGCGGGGAGCCUCGGGUCCCAGCUGGGCGCCUACCGGCAGCCGCAAGUCUCUCAGCCCGGUACGCAGCACCAUCUACACCACCAGGCGCAGCAGCAGCAUCAGUCGCCUCAUCUCCAUCAUCACCACCACCACCAUCACCAUCACCACAUGUCCUCCUCUUCAUCCUCAUCCUCCUCCUCUUCCUCAGCAGCAGCAGCCGCCCUGGGACCCGGCGGGCCCUACCAUCACCAUGUUCCCCACGGAGUGCCGCAGUUCUCCGGGGCCGUCGGAGGAUUCUGCAACGGCGGCAUCGGGAACGUCGGAGACCUGCCGUCCUACCAGGACACGGUGAGGAGCGGGGGGGCGGCAGCGGCGUGGUACAGCAACCCGGAGCCCAGAUACCCGACAAUUUCCAGAUUCAUGGGCCCCCCCGCCGGGAUGAACAUGUCCGGCAUGGUGGGCAGUUUGGCCGGGAUGGACUCCAGCGCCAAGUCUAUGGUGUCGCUGCACUCCGCGCCGCGGAGGAAGCGGCGCGUGCUCUUCUCACAGGCGCAGGUGUACGAGCUGGAGCGGCGCUUCAAGCAGCAGAAGUACCUGUCCGCGCCGGAGCGGGAGCACCUGGCCGGGCUGAUCCACCUCAGCCCGAAUCAGGUCAAGAUCUGGUUCCAGAACCACCGCUACAAGCUGAAGCGGCAGUCCAAAGACAAGACCGGGCAGCCGCUGCAGCAGGACGGGAGCGGCGGCGGCGGAGGAGGAAGCGCUGCGGGUCUGUGCGCGACGAGCCACCGCUCCUCCUCCGUGUCCCCGGUUCUCAGCAAGAACGGUAAAAGCUGCCGGGACGACUCCAGCCACGGAAACCCACAGAGGAGCUCGGUGGAGAUCAUGACUGCGACCCCGCAGCAGCAGGUGAACCAGCUGUCGUCCACGGAGGAGCUGGAGGAUUUGUCCCAAAGUCCGCCGCUCGGCCUGCACGGUCAGAUCAACAUGACGCAGACGGACGCGGCGCUAAUCGAGUACACAAACAGCAUGAUCGGCUCCAAUUUACUGUACGGGAGGACUUGGUAGGGACACCGGGAGGCGGACAGACACGAGCGGGCCUGUGGGGCAUCAUUCCCGGGUUGGAUAUUUUGAGAGAACCGGCUCGAGGACAAAACAAGCACCAACUUUCCGCGCGUAACGUUCUGGUUUCUUUACGCACACAGAGACUCAAAAGACACUCCGUGGUUAUGAGCAAUAAGGUGCAACAAUAAACAGUAUAAUAGAGCCUCGGACUGAAUGUUAAAUAUGUAUUUUCUUCCUCUUCAUAUUUGUUAAGUCUGUUUUUGUAACGACAUGUGACUGCUGCUGCGUUUCAACCUUAACAUCGGAAUUUAAGGGGAUUCAGGAUGAGGCACGCGCACUGUGCUUCCCAUUCAUUUACACGUCAAAUUAAAUUAUUGCAGGUUUAUAUAUAAAGUUAAUACAAAGUGAAGCAAUAGAGGCCGGAUGGAAACAUUAUUCCGCAGUUUCUCGGUUCGGAAUUAAACGAAGAGAAAUAUUUUCAUUGGAAGUAAAAUCAGUAAAAUCUUCUGUCACAAUUUGUUUCCAGUAUUGAAUAAAUGAUAUUUUCAUUUUGGACAUUUCA
Messenger RNA from Cottoperca gobio, 1890 nucleotides. RefSeq names its product NK2 homeobox 4b (gene nkx2.4b). Gene Ontology annotation, cellular component: nucleus. The record is from RefSeq and is a predicted model, not a curated record. Gene Ontology annotation, biological process: cell differentiation; regulation of transcription by RNA polymerase II. NCBI's taxonomy places the organism in Eukaryota, Metazoa, Chordata, Actinopteri, Perciformes, Bovichtidae. Gene Ontology annotation, molecular function: DNA-binding transcription factor activity, RNA polymerase II-specific; RNA polymerase II cis-regulatory region sequence-specific DNA binding. The transcript is spliced from 2 exons. The coding region runs from base 189 to 1331 and encodes 380 amino acids.